Trichoplax adhaerens is the source of this 414-nucleotide messenger RNA. RefSeq lists its product as uncharacterized. The transcript has 3 exons. Gene Ontology annotation, biological process: regulation of transcription by RNA polymerase II. Gene Ontology annotation, molecular function: DNA-binding transcription factor activity, RNA polymerase II-specific; RNA polymerase II cis-regulatory region sequence-specific DNA binding. The record is from RefSeq and is a predicted model, not a curated record. NCBI's taxonomy places the organism in Eukaryota, Metazoa, Placozoa, Uniplacotomia, Trichoplacea, Trichoplacidae. Gene Ontology annotation, cellular component: RNA polymerase II transcription regulator complex. The annotation marks the transcript as partial.
CCAUUGACGCCAACUGCCAAUUUGAAAAUGUUGGCAUCUGCUGUCAGCCCAGUUUUGAGAAAUCGUGAAGAAAGAAAGCGUCUUUUCACUGAAUUGCAAACUUCUAGUAGUAAUUGUUCAGAAUCAGGAGAUUCAACAACAGAAGCAAAAUCAACCACUUGUUUUAAUAGAAAGGAAAAAUCGCUAGGCUUGCUAUGUCAGAGAUUUUUAGCACGUUAUCCCGAAAAUUCAGUUCCAGGACAAGAAAUUGAAAUUUGUUUAGAUCAUGUAGCGAAGGAGCUCCAGGUGGAACGGCGAAGAAUCUAUGAUAUUGUCAAUGUACUGGAAAGUGUAGAAAUCGUCAGUCGAUUAGGAAAGAAUACCUAUGUUUGGCAUGGAAAAAGGAAAAUUGCAUCCAAUUUAGCCAAAUUAAGG